Messenger RNA from Vicia faba (fava bean), 429 nucleotides. Lineage: Eukaryota; Viridiplantae; Streptophyta; Magnoliopsida; Fabales; Fabaceae. The record is from the annotation of a GenBank genome assembly.
AUGGUUUCUCUACCUUCCGACAACAACCAGCAAGUGCUCGUAACUCCAACACCAUCGUCACCAACCAACGACCCAAAGUGGAUCCGACAUGAAAAACGUCCUCCACCGGAGCUUCCACCACCAGAAGUUAAAGAUCUAAGUUAUUGGGUUGCAUUUAUGGUGUUUAUUGAUAUGCCACAAAGAUGUUUGGAUGUAGUAUAUGUGUUUUUGAGUGAGAACCUAUCAAUGGUUGCUGCAGAGCAAAAUCUCUUAUCCUCUCAACAAAUUACUCCUUCACAGAUGAUGAGUUUCUUCAACUUGGAGAAUCAAUAUAAUCGAAUUGCGCGGUCAAAAGCUAGCCCAAAAGCUAAAGAUGUGAUCCUUAAUUGGAUAUAUUUAAAAAUUGUGUUUCCAAAACUCAUGUUUUAUGUGUGCAAAUUUUCUACCUAA